Anastrepha obliqua is the source of this 660-nucleotide messenger RNA. RefSeq names its product putative sulfiredoxin (gene Srx). Bases 46 to 495 code for a protein of 149 amino acids. NCBI's taxonomy places the organism in Eukaryota, Metazoa, Arthropoda, Insecta, Diptera, Tephritidae. Gene Ontology annotation, biological process: cellular response to oxidative stress. The record is from RefSeq and is a predicted model, not a curated record. The transcript has 3 exons. Gene Ontology annotation, cellular component: cytoplasm. Gene Ontology annotation, molecular function: sulfiredoxin activity.
GCAGUAGUGACUAAGUUGUGGUGGAGUUUAACACGAUCACACACAAUGUCAUUCAUUAUUCGCAGAGCUUUACAAGUGAGUAGACGCAAACAUUCACUUAACAGGCAUAUAACAACAAAUAAGCAAGUAGGAUUUGGACAGAAAAUGGCGAACAAUACCUGCAGUAACAGCGUACACUCAGCUUCUGUGGCAGAAGUUCACCAAGUGCCAAUGAGUGUUAUACAUAGACCAAUUCCACCGGUAUUGGACGAAGCAAAGGUCCAGUCGCUUAUGAAUACUAUAGAGAAUGAAACAGAAGACGAUGUGCCCCCAAUAGAUAUAUUGUGGAUUAAGGGUACUGAAGGAGGCGAUUAUUUCUAUAGCUUUGGUGGUUGCCAUCGGUACGAGGCAUACAAACGGUUGAAACGUGUUACUAUAAAGGCCAAAUUAGUACAAUCCACGCUGCAAGAUUUAUAUCAUUAUAUGGGUUCCAGUACGCCAAAAAAUCUUAAAUGAGUAGCUGAAAAAUGAUAUAUAAUAUCUGCGAAACGUGUACAGCAAGCUGGGAAAUGUUGAUAUACCUCUGCUCUUUUAAUUGUAUAUAGCUUCCUUUUAUUUAAUUUUAACAGAGUAUUUUUAAAAUGCACAAAAAAAUAUAUAUGUAUAUGUAUAUACACAGAC